Molecule: messenger RNA, 966 nt
Organism: Kwoniella shivajii
Lineage: Eukaryota; Fungi; Basidiomycota; Tremellomycetes; Tremellales; Cryptococcaceae
Exons: 1
Coding region: 1-966 (321 amino acids)
Source: RefSeq, a predicted model, not a curated record
AUGUUAGGUCAGACACACGACCUUCUGACUUUCGAGGCGUUUCAGCAAUUACUACCGGUUCAUGACCUAAUCCUGUCUCACUUGUCACACAUCGCUCCAGUCACCUAUAUCCUCCUUUCCAAGAAGCACUACGACCGACAUAUACCUUUACUUUACCAUACUAUAGCACCCGACUCUGCUACACUGUAUGGUCUUACUCAACACGCACCGUUGCACGAACGUACGCUCGCUGCACUGAGACACACCAAUACGUUAGUGAUUGGUGAACAACAUGUAGCUCUUUAUGAAGCGACUCUAUCACAUGGACCAUUCCCACGAUUCUACGAAGGUCUGUUUCCCAAUGUGAAGAGAGUUGAGCUUGGUUGGAAAACGCAAAUUCACAGUGGAGCUCAUUUGGAUCCAUCACUCCCAUGCCGUCAACCAAUAGAGAACAUACUAUGGCGUCAUGUAAGAAUACCUUUGGAAAGUGUGACUCUGAACGAGGAAAGAUUGGAUCCAACUGCGAGACUCAACAUCAUGGUGACAGCGCGCUUCAUUCAUGGUAUGCAGGCGAAAUCAAUCAUCUUCAAGUAUGACUAUAACGCAUCAAAAGCCAAUAUAUCUCUACCGGUGCAAAUAUGGAGGAUAAAUGCGCCUUCCGUUCAAGAAAUAAGAGUUGUUUUGUUUCCGGUUAUUCACUCAAGUAAAGGGCAAAAUCAUGAUUCGCCAAGGCCAGAAGAUACCGAUAAAGCAGACUUGAAGGACCUAGUACAACAAGAAACUAAAAGUUUAGAGCUGAUAGACCAUCUCAAAUCCGAAACAUACAAGACCUGGGAGACGUGGAAUGCAGCUGGCUGGGGUCAGGAGGGACAAGGGAAUUCACCUAAAUUCACGAUCGAGUUGCGGGAUGAAACAAGAGGAAACGAAAGAGAGGUUUUCAAGCUGAUCGACGGCGGAGAAGGAUAUGACCUUGUUACGGAAGAAUAG